Molecule: messenger RNA, 2152 nt
Organism: Gossypium arboreum
Lineage: Eukaryota; Viridiplantae; Streptophyta; Magnoliopsida; Malvales; Malvaceae
Product: NAC domain-containing protein 89-like
Exons: 6
Coding region: 223-1665 (480 amino acids)
Biological process (GO): regulation of DNA-templated transcription
Molecular function (GO): DNA binding
Source: RefSeq, a predicted model, not a curated record
UACGCAAAAACUGAGAAACAAAAAUAACCAAGUUUCCAACUUCAAAAAACCAAACCCAGAAGCCAAAGCAAAGCAAAGCACAACUUUUAACGUAUCAUCCAUCCCUUUCCUCCAAGCAAACCCAACCAAAAGCCAAGACAAACAAAACACUUGUUUUUUCUUUACACCAAAUAAAGAAGAAAAAGAACAAGGAACAAGGACAAGUUUGUGUUCGGUUGGAUCAUGAUGGCAGCUGAAGGGGUUUCAAGAGAAACCCAAAUGUCUAUUCAAGCCUCUUCAAUGUUUCCAGGGUUUAGAUUUUCACCAACUGAUGUUGAGCUCAUUUCUUAUUACUUAAAAAAGAAACUGGAUGGUUAUGACAAAUGUGUUGAGGUCAUUCCUGAGAUUGAAAUUUGCAGAUAUGAGCCUUGGGACUUGCCAGCUAAGUCCAUCAUAAAGUCAGAUAAUGAAUGGUUCUUCUUUUGUGCUCGAGGAAGGAAGUACCCAAAUGGUUCACAAAGUAGACGAGCAACCGAACAGGGUUAUUGGAAAGCCACAGGGAAAGAACGUAAUGUGAAGUCCGGUUCGAAUGUGAUCGGCACGAAGAGGACUCUCGUCUUCCACACAGGUCGUGCUCCGAAAGGGGAAAGGACCGAAUGGAUCAUGCAUGAAUAUUGCAUGAAAGGAAAAUCCCAGGAUUCCCUAGUGGUAUGCCGUCUUAGGAAGAACAGCGAGUUUCGUCUGAAUAACAAUUCGAAUCGGGUUGCUCGGAAUCACAGGGAGUUGUCAAUCGUGCAUGACAGCAACCAUGCUACCUCAGAUGGUGGAACUGAUCUAACUGGCAUCUCUGAAGGGGACAAGGCAAUUGAAUUCUAUUCAAAGAAGGCUACUAGCAGUAACGAUUCUCAUUCUAUAGAGCAAAUCGAUUCGGCAUCCGAAUCUGAGCAAAAGCUUUCCAAUGAAGUUGCACCAACAGAGUCUUCUACACUUAAGAAGGAUUCUGAUGAUGAAGAAGAUUUCUUCGCUGAGAUACUGAAAGAUGAUAUAAUCAGGCUUGAUGAAACUUCAUUGUCAGCCUCAACACCUGAGAUUUUGCCUAUGAUAGCCACCACUACCCACCGUGUAUCCCUUCUCCAGGGCGGAGCAAACCGGAGAAUCAGAUUGACAAGAACUAAAGCAGAUGUCAUCCAACAUGGCACCGGUGGGAUCUCGACCAAGAAAUGGAAGUCGGAGGGACCACCAAAAUGUUUGCUAUCUGUAUUCUCACCGAGGACUGCCAUUUUAGUCAUCCUGAUAACUUUACUGGCUUUGUUGCUGCCAUGUUCCAACUUCAAAAGCAGCAAAGUAUUUCAAAUAAAAAUGUCGAGACCGAUGUUACUUGUUUUCCUAUUUAUUAUAAUCAUAAUCACCUCACAAUUUGAGUGGAGGCAACCACUUGUUGUUGAUGUUGACACGACCCCGAGUGUAUCGCAGAAGCCGCAACAAAUUUCAAGGAGGGAAGAAGCUGUGAAAGAAAAGAUCAUCUUAUCACAAGAGAAGAAGAUUCAGAGACUUAAUGAACUUGUGCGGAGUCUUGAGCAGCAACUGCUGCAGUGCAAGGGUGAUAACAAGACAACUAAUGGCACUGUAAGUUAUUUGACUGAACGGAUUCUUGAGCUUGAGAGGCAACAGAUCUUAGAGGACUAGGCAGGGUAUUAUAUCGCAAAACAUAUGCUCUGAUUGUGGUGCAUUGAAGCUUUAAAAUCCUUGUUUAUCCAUGUAAGUGUAAGUUCAAUAUUUCAUUUGUUGUAAGUUAUAUGGUUUUUCCCCUUCAUUUGUGUCCACUCCAUCUCUUCCAAAUGGAAGCGGUGAAAGCUAUGCACACAGUAUAAAUCAUCCAUUUUACAAUCCUUAGUCAUUGCUAAGUGGCUGCUGUUAUUUGACUCAGCUACUUUGAAACCAAUCUUCUGUUAUUAUACUGUAUUAGAAUUAUCAGCAACAUUUAGCCGAUUGAGAAUGAAAAAAAAGCUAUGAUGAGUUUCAUGGUGUAGGUAGUCGGCUCAUAUAUGAUGCUAAGAAAAAGUUAUUUUCUGUGUUUACAUGCUACAUGAUUUUGUGAGUUGACUCCAAAAGUUCUCAUAUAUGAGCUCUAGAUUCUGCUAUUUUGCUCUGGAUGUAUUGUUUCCAUGAUAUA